Molecule: messenger RNA, 802 nt
Organism: Marchantia polymorpha subsp. ruderalis
Lineage: Eukaryota; Viridiplantae; Streptophyta; Marchantiopsida; Marchantiales; Marchantiaceae
Source: the annotation of a GenBank genome assembly
GGACUUCACUCUGGGUUAGAAGAUAUCGGAACUGGCACGGAGACUCACGCGAAGAGGGUGAGGGCUGCAAUCGGAGUGCGGAAGCUACAUCCUCCACGAUCGUAUUAGAGUCCGACCUUCUUGCUUCCCUGGGUUUCCUCAGAGUUUCUUCCCAUCUGCCAGGUUCAUGCGUGGUGCGAGUUUGUUUUGGACGAAAAGAGAGGUUCAAUUCACUCUGCGUCGAGUUACUGAACUGAUCCCAGAUGGCAGAAAGACUCAAAAUGUGGGGAGGUGGCGUUGCUCUGACGAUAGAAGUGCCAAUUGAAGAGGCAUGGGAUGCUCUGGGAGAUUUCUGCGAUAUAAGCAAGUGUCUGACGUUGGAUGAUUCUGAACGAUCAACCUACGAAGGAGAAAGAAACAGUCCUGGUUGCAUAAGGCACGUGAUAAGAAGAGUCGAAUGGGCCAAAGAGGAAUUGGUGGCCAUAGACUCCAGAAAACACAGCCUCAAGUACAAAAUGUUGGAGAACGGGUUCGGAUUUACAACAUAUGAAGCUAGUAUAAAAUUAAAACAAGUAAGCGAUAAGAAGACUGCUGUAAGUUGGACCGUCAACAUGGCACCUGUUGCUGGAAAGACAGAAUCUGAGAUAUUGACUAAUAAGAUGUGUAAGGCAUUCGCGCAUGGGAUCAAGAAAGUAGAAGCGGACUAUCAGAAGAGAGUAGCCUUAAGCUCCCUUUAAUCAGUCAUGUUUGAGUUCAUUUCUCUUCACAAUUAUGUACUCAUGUUAAACACUGUACAUGAAUAAAGUCAUGAAAGUUAUUUUUA